GUUUUAGUAAAGUGGUUAGGAAAGGAGAUUUUUUUUUACUUUUUGACCGCAGCCAAAGUACCAUUUCCUUUGAGCAGAUCUUGUUAGUUGCAGCUGAAAGAAUCCAAAAGCGGACUCAAGGCAGCUCCUGAGGGAAAUAUCUGGCUUUCAAGUUGCCAAAUUCUCCACUAUGUUCACCAGCUGUCUGUCUGCCCUUUGUUGCUGAUUGGGUAGUGUGGACACUGAGUUUAUACAGCUACUUCACUGAAAUCAGCUGCCUGCUGCUACUAUGCUACUAUUGGAACAAGCCGAGCUGGGAGUCUGAUGUGAACAUCAACAGAGAGAAGCUGGUGCAGUGUGCUGGAUCGAGUCCAGGAGCUAGUGCAUAUAAUCCCCCAGCAUGCACCAAGCACCCGCGCGUCCAGAGCCAGGUUGUUGUUGCCAUGAGGACAGUGAAGCAACAGGGGAACCGAGCUGCAGCAACGCGCUUCCUCCGGAGGUUGAAUAUUUCAGAAUGGGAGGAUGAAGCGAUCCUCUGAUGAUAUGUCUGUCUGCCUCUCUCACAUUCCAGGUUUCAUUUGGAUGUACUUUUGAGCAACAGACAGUUUGGAGGUGGACCUGAUACACCAAAAGAGAUGUACUCUGCUCUUUGAAUUCUCGUUGCUUGUAUCAACAAUUUAUCCAGAGGCCAUUUCAGAAAAAAAACACUUGCUCUCUUGUGUGUUUUUUUUACUGCAAAAUUGUGAAAACGGAGCUAGCACAAUGACAAGCCCUUCAGACUGAAGAGACGGCAGGCCACCAGAUGUUUGAAGGGAUUGGCGUCCACCGAUGGCUGUGCUGGGGAGCUCUCUUCCUGUUGGCUGAGAGGGUGUCAUUAAGUUCUGAAACUCCCUGCCGCCCACAGCCCUGCCGCUGUACCAAUAUGCUGCUGGAGGUGAACUGCUCUGACGGCCAAUUCACCACAGUGCCCGAUGGUCUCCCACAAGACACUAAACUACUAAACUUAACACAUAAUAAGAUCAAGACUUUGGUGCAUCAGCAGUUCCAGACUUUGACACGGCUUCUGGACUUGGAUUUGAGUGACAAUAUUAUGGUAAUAAUUGAAGUGGAGGCGUUUCUCGGCUUGCAAAGUCUGAUAACUCUGCGUCUCGCUCGCAACCACCUGAAGAUUAUUCCUGUAGGAGCGUUUGCUGGUUUGCCAAAACUGAAGUUGCUAGACAUAAGCGGCAAUGAGAUCCUUGUUUUUCUAGAUUUUACCUUCCGUGGCUUGGCUGCUCUGCAGUUUCUUAAAGCAGUGGGUAACGACUUUGUUUUCAUCUCUCAUCAAGCUUUCACUGGCUUAACCAGUCUGCAAGAGCUGCACCUUGACGGCUGCAACCUCACCGCUGUGCCGACAGAGGCACUCACACAGCUUGGUGGGCUGAGAAGUCUUCAUUUUCACCGACUGGGCCUCACCACGCUGCCAAACUACUCUUUCCGUCAUCUAGAGCGUCUCAAGGAACUUGUCAUUUCUCAUUGCCCCUGGCUGGAGACUCUGUCAGGAAACAGUCUUUUCGGCCUAAAUCUUACAUCCCUCACCAUUAUACACUCUAACCUCAGUGCUGUCCCGUACAUCCCUUUGCAUCAUCUUGUAUAUCUUGUAUAUCUUGACCUUUCUUUUAAUCCAAUCACCUACAUUCAUGGGAACCGGCUUGGAGACUUGCUCCGGCUCCAAGAGCUCCGUCUGGUGCGGGGAUCAUUGCUAUGCAUUGAAAUCGGAGCCUUCAGGGGCUUAGCACAUUUCAAAUUGCUUAAUGUGUCUAGAAACCUCCUCACCACACUCGAGGUGGGAGCUUUUCAUUCAGUGGACACCCUAAAAACUCUGGGACUUGAUAACAACCCACUAGCGUGCGAUUGCCGUUUGCUGUGGGUUGUGCGAAGACGACUACAUCUGGACUUUGGUGAAAAUACGCCGACUUGCACUACCUCGGUCCAGUUGCAAGGCUGGAAUUUCCUAGACUUUACUGAAGCUGAGCUCCCAGGCCUGCUCGCAUGUCAGCAGCCUCGAAUUCUGAACCGCAAACCUCAAGAAGUGAGAGUAGAUCAGGGACACACGGUGAUGUUUUAUUGCAGUGCUGAAGGUGACCCUCUGCCAUCUGUCACCUGGCUAAACCCACAGCUAAAACCUUUAUCACCCAUUGGUAGAAUACGAGCUCUCUCUAACGGCUCGCUGGAGGUUCGCUAUGCUCAACCUCAAGAUAGUGGCACUUAUCUUUGUGUGGCAUCUAAUGCGGCAGGAAAUAACAGCCUAUCUGUCAGCCUGCAUGUCCGAGGCUUUCCAUCAUCUUCUAAAAACCCCUUUCUUCUUAAUGGCUGGUUUGCCUUUCCCUCUGCCUCUCCAGGUGUAAAUGAAAAUGAGCAACUCCCAUUUGAUGUCAAGACGUUACUGAUAGCAGCAACCAUUGGAUUUCUCUCAUUUUUCAGCUCUGUGAGCAUAUGCUUCAUCUUCAUGUUUUUCUGGAGCAGGAGUAAAGGGCAAAUAAAGCACACGGCCACAAUAGCAUAUGUGCCACGAAGCACCAUGUCAAGUAGUAACGGAGGGACAGGGAACUAUAUGGAGACAGGCAGGUUCACAAUGAAACUAAUAUGAGUUAUACAAGUUUAAAACUUAUAUAUAUCCCCAUUUGGUUUGACUUGGUACAUUAAGGGCUUAUAAAUUGCAAAAUGUAACUUCUCAAUUUAAAGUAUUGAAUUUUGCAUGUUAACUUGUAUCCAACAGCGGCUGUUGAUUAAUUCAUUUAAAUGUGAGCAUGUUAGCAAGUGCUUAUGUUGCUUACAUACAGUACAUAGCACUAGUAUUGGUCCUUCAGACAUUAAGAUGAUUUAAAGUUACAUUUAGGAACAUCUAACCAAGAGAUACAUCAUUUAUGAGCUUUAUUUUUCAUGCCUCAUGUCUCUUUUAUGAGACAGAAGCUCCACUAAAACAUAGUCUGAAUGUAAAGCAACCAAAGUAAGCAAGCAUAAUGCAUGUGAUAUGUAGAGAUGUAAAUUCUUCAGUUAAUUGUUUGUUGCUUAUAUUGCCCUGGUUGAAGUUUAGGCCUAUAUAUAGAAGCAAGAACUUAGUUUAUAGGCUCGCCUGGUUGACAAAUGGUUUAUUUGUUUGUUUUGUUCAUUUGGUUUCUGAAGAACUGAUUAAAUAGUAGACUUAUUCAUUAAAAUACUCAUUAUUAACAUGAUGGAUGAUAGCUAUGAGAUAACUAGAAGAUAUAAUAGGAAUG
Messenger RNA from Micropterus dolomieu (smallmouth bass), 3236 nucleotides. Its product is annotated as leucine-rich repeat and immunoglobulin-like domain-containing nogo receptor-interacting protein 1. Bases 782 to 2608 code for a protein of 608 amino acids. Lineage: Eukaryota; Metazoa; Chordata; Actinopteri; Centrarchiformes; Centrarchidae. Gene Ontology annotation, molecular function: protein binding. The record is from RefSeq and is a predicted model, not a curated record. The transcript has 5 exons.